Molecule: messenger RNA, 3251 nt
Organism: Euleptes europaea (tarantolino)
Lineage: Eukaryota; Metazoa; Chordata; Lepidosauria; Squamata; Sphaerodactylidae
Gene: SEMA5A
Product: semaphorin 5A
Exons: 21
Coding region: 1-3222 (1073 amino acids)
Biological process (GO): negative regulation of axon extension involved in axon guidance; semaphorin-plexin signaling pathway; axon extension
Molecular function (GO): semaphorin receptor binding; chemorepellent activity
Source: RefSeq, a predicted model, not a curated record
AUGGCCAAGAUGAAGGCUAGCACCCUGACUGCAAUGCUAGUCACAGGGCUGGGGGUGUUAUUCCUGGGGACAGCAGCACAGGAGGACCCUCAGUGUCAGCGGGUGGAGCACCCUGUUGUUACCAGUGAAGAAAUUGCUCCCUGGCUACGUGUUUUCAGAGCAGAAAAUGCUGUUGACUUUUCUCAGAUAACAUUUGAUCCCAGACAAGAAGAACUUAUAAUUGGAGCAAGAAACUACCUCUUCAGAUUACAUCUUGAGGAUCUUUCUCUGAUUCAGGGUGUGGAGUGGCAGUGUGACGAAGCUACUAAGAAAGCAUGUUACAGUAAAGGCAAAUCAAAGGAGGAAUGCCAGAAUUAUAUUCGUGUUCUCCUUAUUGGUGGGGACCGGCUCUUUGCGUGUGGAACAAACGCUUUUACACCCAUUUGUACUAAUCGGACGUUGAGUAACCUGGAGGAGACGCAUGAUCAGAUCAGCGGCAUGGCUCGCUGUCCAUACAGCCCUCAACACAACUCCACAGCCCUUCUGACGAAUUCUGGGGAGCUCUAUGCUGCGACCGUCAUGGACUUUCCGGGAAGGGAUCCUGCUAUUUAUCGUAGUUUGGGGGUCCUCCCUCCUCUCCGGACUGCGCAGUACAACUCUAAGUGGCUGAAUGAACCAAAUUUUGUGUCAUCAUAUGACAUUGGAAACUUCUUCUACUUCUUCUUCCGAGAGAAUGCCAUGGAAUAUGACUGUGGACAAAUUGUUUAUUCCCGGGCUGCCCGAGUGUGUAAGAACGACAUCGGAGGCAGGUUUUUGCUGGAGGAUACCUGGACCACCUUCAUGAAAGCUCGCCUCAACUGUUCCCGCCCAGGAGAAAUCCCGUUUUACUACAAUGAAUUACAGAGUACGUUCUUCCUGCCAGAACUGGACUUAGUCUACGGGAUCUUUACCACUAAUGUGAACAGUGUUGCCGUCUCUGCUGUUUGUGUGUUCAACAUGACUGCAAUAACCCAGGUCUUCAAGGGCCCUUUCAAGUACCAGGAGAACUCCCGCUCAGCCUGGCUGCCUUAUCCUAAUCCAAACCCUACUUUCCAGUGUGGCACUAUGGACCAAGGUCUGUAUCUGAAUCUGACUGAAAGGAAUCUCCAAGAUGCCCAGAAAUUUAUUCUGAUGCAUGAAGUCAUUCAGCCAAUCACACCAGUUCCUUAUUUCAUGGAGGACAACAGCCGGUUUUCACAUGUGGUUGUAGAUGUGGUACAAGGCAAAGAGAUGCUCUUUCACAUCAUCUAUUUGGCCACAGACCAUGGAACUAUCAAGAAGGUUCUGGCUCCAAUUAAUCAGACAGCAAGCAGCUGCUUGUUGGAGGAGAUUGAGAUUUUCCCAAAGAAGCAAUGGGAGCCCAUCCGGAGUCUGCAGAUUUUACACAGUCAGAGCGCUCUGUACGUGGGUCUGCAGGGGAGUGUAGUGAAGAUCCCACUGAAGAGAUGCCAGUUUUACAAAACACGCAGCAUGUGUGUCGGAUCCCAGGAUCCUUACUGUGGCUGGGAUCAGGUACUGAAGAAAUGCACACCACUAGAAGAAAGCCUGAGCAUGAGCCAGUGGGAGCAAAGCAUCACCAUGUGUCCGACGAGGAAUUUGACGGUGGACGGCUCUUUUGGACCCUGGUCAGAGUGGAAACCGUGCACACAUGUGGAUGGCUCCAGCUUGGGCAUUUGCCUUUGCAGAAUUCGCUCAUGUGAUAACCCAGCUCCAAUGUGUGGAGGCCGGCCAUGUGAAGGGCCAAGCAUGGAAAUUGUCAAUUGCUCCAGGAAUGGAGGCUGGACUCCUUGGACCUCUUGGUCUCCUUGCAGCACCUCCUGCGGAAUUGGCUUCCAGGUCCGCCAGCGCUCCUGCAGUAACCCAAGCCCUCGGAACGGAGGCCGUGUGUGUGUGGGACAGAACCGUGAAGAACGGUACUGCAAUGAGCACUUUCUGUGCUCCCCGCACAUGUUCUGGACUGGUUGGGGCGCUUGGGAGCGCUGCACAGCUCCGUGUGGAGGAGGGAUUCAGGCCCGCCACAGGGCAUGUGAGAACGGCCCCGACUGUCCUGGUUGCAGUGUUGAGUAUCAAGCUUGCAACACCAGCCCCUGCCCGGAGCUGAAGAAGACAACGCCGUGGACUCCGUGGACUCCAGUCAAUAUCUCUGACAAUGGAGGGCACUACGAACAGCGGUUCCGAUACACCUGCAAGGCACGACUACCGGAUGUGAGUUUGCUAGAUGUGGGAAGGCAGAGGAUUGAAAUGCGUUACUGUUCCAGCGAUGGCUCCACCGGAUGCUCAACAGACGGCGAUUUCAUGCAUUCGGGACGUUACUCCGCCCACACCAUUAAUGGCGCUUGGUCUCCCUGGUCUCCGUGGUCUCAGUGCAGCCGUGACUGCAGCCGAGGCAUUCGCAACCGCAAACGCCUUUGCAACAGCCCUGAGCCAAAAUAUGGAGGCCUGCCCUGUGUGGGGCCAUCUCUGGAAUACCAAGAGUGCAACAUCCUUCCAUGCCCAGUUGACGGAGGCUGGUCUUGUUGGUCAUCGUGGUCAAAGUGCUCUGCCACUUGUGGAAGUGGGCAUUACAUGAGAACGCGCUCCUGUACAAACCCGGCACCAGCUUACGGAGGGGACAUCUGUCUGGGACUCCAUACCGAAGAAGCACUCUGCAAUACGCAACAGUGCCCAGAUAGCUGGUCUCACUGGUCAGAGUGGUCUGGCUGUGAAGCCGCUGGCAUCCAGUUCCGUGCCCGUCAGUGUGAUGUUUUGUUUCCUGUGGGUCACCAGUGUUCUGGGAAUGCCACUGAGAGCCGGCCAUGUGUUUCUGAUUCCAAUUCCAUACCAGACAUAACGGUAGCAAGAACCAGCAGUAUCAAAGAAAAGCGAUGUGGUGAGUUUAAUAUGUUCCACAUGACUGCCGUGGGGCUGAGCAGCUCCAUCCUUGGGUGCCUUCUGACUCUUCUGGUUUACACUUAUUGCCAACGGUAUCAGCAGCAGUCCCAUGAUGCAACGGUCAUCCACCCAGUGUCUCCUGCACCUCUUAAUACCAACAUCACUAACCAUAUCAACAAGCUGGACAAAUACGAUUCCGUGGAAGCCAUUAAGGCAUUUAACAAGAAUAAUCUCAUCCUGGAAGAACAGAACAAGUACUUCAAUCCACACCACACCUCCAAGGCGUAUUCCAACGCCUACUUCACAGACCUGAAUCACUACGAUGAGUAUUAAGUGGGUCUCUGUCUCCCCACGGCCUGACU